This is a messenger RNA of Oncorhynchus kisutch (coho salmon), 17082 nucleotides long. RefSeq names its product zinc finger homeobox protein 3. The record is from RefSeq and is a predicted model, not a curated record. Gene Ontology annotation, cellular component: nucleus. Lineage: Eukaryota; Metazoa; Chordata; Actinopteri; Salmoniformes; Salmonidae. Gene Ontology annotation, biological process: regulation of transcription by RNA polymerase II; regulation of neuron differentiation. Gene Ontology annotation, molecular function: zinc ion binding; DNA-binding transcription factor activity, RNA polymerase II-specific; RNA polymerase II cis-regulatory region sequence-specific DNA binding.
GCUGAAUCUUAUUGAUCCAGAAGGUGGCUAAUUAGCCCUUCCCGUCGUGCCUGUGUAAUGAAGCACAUGCGCACUGAAUUAAUCACAGCCAUUUUUUGCAGGAAACUAAUUAGCAGGAAUAAAGAUCCAAAGAGUUUUUUUCUUUUCAAUCAUCAGAUCUCACUUUCACCUCUUCCUCGCUCCCUCUAACACAAGACUCAUCGCCUGCUUUGCAUCCAAAUUAUUUUUAUAUUGCCCUAUACAACUAAUACUUGGUUUUUUUACACUCCGCUACAACAAUGAUCUUUCUUUUGCCAUCCUAAACGCAAACUGACCAAAAGGGACUGCCUUGAUGGGAUCUUUAGCCGAAUCGUCUCAAUACUGGAUUAAAAAGCAAGGAUCACAAAGCGGCAGCGAAAAAUUGCCUGGAUGCGAUGAACACCUCAUGUAGGCAUCAGCAUGGACAGCUGUGAGUCUCCCGUGGUUUCUGGGACAGACGAUGGGCUCGGCUCCUCCACCACCUCCCAGCAACAGCAGCAGCAGCAUUACCCUCUGCAGACCUGGAACGAUCACUCUAACUCACAGGUCCCUCCCAGCAGCCAGCCCUCUUCCCUGGAGCCCCUGUCUCUCUCUGCACCCUACCCCUCUGUGAGAGAGCCACAGCAGCAGCAGCAUCCAACCCGGACCCCACCCCUGGCCCACAGCGACAGCUCCGCCUCAGGCCAGCUGCACCCCAGAAGAGAGGAGCUCAACGAGGAGCAGGAGGGAGUGAACUGCGGAGAGGAAGAAGAAGAAUUGGAGGACUUGGAUGAGAUGGAGAUCGACAGCUGUUUCCCAAGUCUGCAGCCCUUCCCCGGAGUACCCAUAGCUCCUGGAGGAGGGGGCAUGCCCACGCUGCUACGCCAGCAGCCCAACCGACGAAGGGGUGUGGCGGAGAGCGGGAGUGAGGAAGGCGAGGAGGAGGAAGAAGAGGAGAGCAGUGAUGUGGAGAACCUGGCUGGAGAGAUAGUCUACCAGCCGGACGGCUCAGCCUACAUUGUUGAAAGUCUCAGCCAGCUGAUCCAAAGUGGAGGGGGUGCGGUGCCCGGCCUGCUCCCCACAAACUCUCUCCCCGUGGCGGGGAAGCCGGGGGAACCUGCUGGGACCUCAUCCUCGGUAUACCCUCAGAUCAUCAACACGUUCCACAUAGCCUCGUCGUUCGGGAAGUGGUUUGGUUCCUCAGACCAAGGUUUCCCCAAUACCUCCACCCUGGCAGGCCUCAGUCCUGUCCUGCACAGUUUCCGCGUCUUCGAUGUGCGGCACAAAAGCAACAAGGAUUACCUGAACAGUGACGGGUCUGCCAAGAAGUCCUGCGUAUCCAAAGAUGUUCCCAACAACGUGGAUUUCUCCAAAUUUGAUGGGCUGGCCCUCUAUGGCAAGGGAAAGCCCAUCCUCAUGUGUUUUCUCUGCAAACUGUCCUUCGGCUACCCGCGGUCUUUCGCUACUCAUGCCGUCCACGACCACCGCAUGACCCUGUGUGAGGAUGAGAGGCGACUGCUGGGGGACAAUAAGGCAUCUGCCAUCAUCCAGGGCAUCGGGAAGGACAAAGAACCCCUCAUCAGCUUCCUGGAACCAAAAAACAAGAGCUUUCCUAUGCCGGCACCCUCCACCAUGGUCCCCAUGAACUCUGGCCAGAGCUUCUAUGGCACGUUCAGUGGGAUCCACCUGGAGGCAGGGAGCAGCAGUGGGGGCAGCGAGGCCCUCCUGAACAAAGACUCUGACUCCUCUGGCCUCCAGCAGCAGCAAGGCUCCCUCCUCUCUCUGGGGGGGCUGGGCAACCCCAAAGCACCUGCUCUUACCUCAACCCCAGGCCCUGCCAAAGACUCCAACACCCUGCCCAAGCAGGGAGGGAGAACAGAGGGGCCUGCUGGGAAAGAGGGGAUCCGCAGGCGGGAGCACGGGGACAAGGAGGGGCAAGAAGGCAAGGUACGUUUUGCUAGCCAGGAGGGGGGCUCGGAAGAAGAGGAGGAACUGUUAUUAGAGGAAGAGGAAGACGAGGUGGAGGAAGAAGGAACUGCGCUGGCCUGUGUUGGUAACAGUAGCAGGGGCGGUGGAGAAGUGGGGAAACCGGCUGUAUCAAACCAAAGCAUUUCCAAAUCUCCUUUAUUAAUACCUAGUAGCGCUCUCCAGCCUACUGCCUGCCCAUCUGCAGCCAGCCCCACGCUCAACAGCAAAGCCCCAGCUUCCACUUCUUCUUCCUCUGUCAGGGAAGAGGGCUCGGCAGACGGUGGGGGGAGGACCUCGGAGCUCCCUCUGAGCUUUAACUGCCAGGGGCCCACUGUCCCCAUGGCGAUGGCAGCUGCAGCCAGCAGAGGGAGCGAGGACUUCGCCGCUGGCACCUCCUCACCUCUGGCCUCCAACUCCGCCGCCGACGAAAGUGCCAAUCGAGAUAGUGCCACAGCUCCUGAACCAAAUGAUUGCCCGGCAGAGGGAGAGGAGGACAGCGGAGCCCUUCUGCACCAUCACCACCUGCACCAUCACCACCACCACCUCCACCCCUCAGCCCACUCCCACUCUCACCCACACCCCCACCCAGGGGGGUCCUGUGAAAUGGGCGGUGGCGGUGAGUGCCCUCAGAACCACGGGCCUGGAGGAAGUGGGGUGGAAUGCCCCAAAUGCGACACCGUCCUGGGCUCCUCGCGGUCCCUGGGCGGACACAUGACCAUGAUGCACUCGCGCAACUCAUGCAAGACACUCAAGUGUCCCAAGUGCAACUGGCAUUACAAGUACCAGCAGACCCUGGAGGCCCACAUGAAGGAGAAGCACCCAGACUCCGGUGGCUCCUGUGUGUACUGCAGCAGUGGCCAGAGCCACCCGCGUCUGGCCCGUGGAGAGAGCUACACCUGCGGAUACAAGCCCUUCCGCUGCGAGGUGUGUAACUACUCGACCACCACCAAGGGCAACCUGAGCAUCCACAUGCAGUCGGACAAGCAUCUGAACAACAUGCAGACCCUGCAGAACGGAGGCUCCAUCCCCUCCACCGAGCAGCAGGUGUUUGGCCAGCACCCUGGAGGGGUCGGAGUGGUGACCGUGCCCUCUGUGACCCAGGCCAGCACCCACCACCCGCCACACCACCACCACCCCACCCAGUCCUCCGCCCACAUGGCGGGGCCCUGCGGUUCCCCCUCGCCCACCAAGCCAAAAAGCAAGCCCACGUGGCGCUGCGAAGUGUGCGACUACGAGACCAACGUGGCGCGGAACCUGCGCAUCCACAUGACCAGCGAGAAACACAUGCACAACAUGAUGUUGCUGCAACAGAAUGUGACCCAGAUGCAGCAUGGUCGGCUGGGCCUGGGGGCCAUGCCCUCUCCCUCCGAGGCCGAGCUCUACCAGUACUACCUGACCCAGAACAUGAGCCUGCCCCCAGGCCUCAAGAUGGACCCGGCUGGAGCUGAGGCCCAGUUCCUGCUGGGAGGCUUCCACCUGGACCCCAACAUGGCCGCCUUGGCCCCCCAACUAGCGUGGCCAGUAAAUGAAUGCAUGAAUGUAGGUGGGGAGAUCCCCAUGGACAUGCGGCUGGGCAGCGUUGGUGGUCAGUUGGUGUCUGAGGAGCUGAUGACCCUGGGGGAGAGCUUGUCGCAGACCAGUGACCCCUCCCUCAAGCUGUUCCAGUGUGCCGUGUGCAACCGCUUCACCACCGACAACCUGGACGUGCUGGGCAUGCACAUGGGUGCUGAGCGCAGCCUGCCUGAGGAGGAGUGGCGCGCCGUGGUGGGCGACUCGCACCAGUGCAAGCUGUGCCGUUACACCACACAGCUGAAGGCCAACUUCCAGCUGCAUUGCAAGACCGACAAGCAUGUGCAGAAGUACCAGCUGGUGGCCCACAUCAAGGAGGGGGGCAAGGGCAACGAGUGGCGCCUGAAGUGCGUGGCCAUCGGCAACCCGGUGCACCUGAAGUGCAACGCCUGCGACUACUACACUAACAGCCUGGAGAAGCUACGCAUGCAUACCAUCAACUCCCGCCACGAGGCCAGCCUCAAGCUGUACAAGCACCUGCAGCAUCAGGAGAACGCGGUGGAGGGAGAUGCCUGCUACUACCACUGUGUGCUGUGUAACUACUCCACCAAGGCCAAGCUCAACCUGGUCCAGCAUGUGCGCUCCAUGAAGCACCAGCGCAGCGAGAGCCUGAGGAAGCUCCAACUCCUGCAGAAGGGCCUGCCUGAGGAUGAGGAGGAGCUCAGCUCCAUCUUCACCAUCCGCAAGUGUCCGUCUGCUGAUACAGGAGAGCUGAGCGAGGAUGUGGAGGCUGCCAGUGAGACCACCACAGAGCAGGAGGACCAAACCAAAGACAGAGAGAGUGGGGGGGAGAAGGAGCUCACCAAAGGGACAGCAGGAUCCAGCCAGUCAGAGAGGGACCAGACAGACUCCCCGAACCCCUCUAAGAGGCCCUCCUCACGGUCAGGGGCCACAGGGAGCCCCCUCUCCUCCAAGCGUCCGAGGACUGCUGAGAAGAGUGCUGCUGCGGAGCAGAUGUACCAAUGUCCCUACUGCAAGUUCAGCAACACGGACCUGAACCGCCUGAGAAUGCACGUGAUGACGCAGCACUCUGUCCAGCCCAUGUUCCGCUGUCCGCUCUGCCAGGACAUGCUGAACAACAAGAUCCAUCUGCAGUUCCACCUCACACACCUCCACAGCGUGGCGCCCGACUGCGUUGAAAAGCUCAUCGCCACGGUGACGGCAUCAGAGGUUCUGCCAGAAAGCAUGUUCAUACCAGUACCAGGCCCAGACAGAGAGGCACAAAGCAACACCCCACAGGCCCCGGCUAACUCCAGCUCUGAAGAUAUCAAGAAACAAGCCGAACCAUCAGAUGCUGAGCCUGAGAAAGGGGUCUCACUGCCUACAGAAAUAGCUGAAGCUCGCAAGUCACCUCUGGAGGAUCAGCAGUCUGGAAGGGAAGACACAGGAUUCCUGUGUUGGAAGAAAGGCUGUAACCAGGUCUUCAAGUCCUCCAAUUCCCUCCAGGUGCACUUCAACGAGGUUCACAACAAAAGGCCUCAGCUGCCUGUCUCGGACCGGCAUGUCUACAAGUACCGCUGCAACCAGUGCAGCCUGGCCUUCAAGACGGUGGAGAAACUGCAGCUGCACUCUCAGUACCACGUCAUCAGAGCAGCCACCAUGUGCUGCCUCUGUCAACGCAGCUUCAGGACCCUGCAGGCCUUGAAGAAACAUUUGGAAACCAGCCACCUAGAGUUGAGUGAGGCUGACAUUCAACAGCUCUACGGAGGCUUACUGAUGAACGGAGACCUUAUGGUCAUGGGAGAUCCAUCACUUGGAGAGGACCACGGAGGACUGGGAGAAGAUGACAAAGAGGGAGAUGACAGUGACCAAGAGGAGAAGCAAAGCCCAACAGGCAGCGACUCUGGCUCAUUGCUAGAAGAUUUUGGAUCAGAGCCCAAGCGUGCCCUGCCAUUCAGGAAAGGUCCUAACUUUACCAUGGAGAAGUUCCUGGACCCAUCUCGUCCUUUCAAGUGCACGGUGUGCAAAGAGUCAUUCACACAGAAGAACAUCCUUCUGGUUCACUACAACUCUGUCUCACACCUGCACAAGGUCAAGCGGGCCCUACAGGAGUCCACCACUGGUCAACCAGAGCCCACCAGCAGCCCUGACAACAAACCAUUCAAGUGCAACACUUGCAACGUGGCUUACAGCCAGAGCUCUACUCUAGAGAUCCACAUGCGCUCUGUCCUCCACCAGACCAAGGCCCGAGCAGCCAAGCUUGAAGCAGCAGGAGGAAACACCAGCUCCAGCAGUGGCUCUGGAUUAAGUGGUGGUGGAUCCUCCAUCAGCACUUCAACUCCAAGCCCAAGCCCAGCUACUAACUCAACAACCAGCUCUAGCAACCACAGCUCUUCUGGGGCUCAGACUACACAGAGUAUUCUUGGAGGCAACCACAUGAGCCAGUCUCACAGCAUUGAAAGCCUUGGGAACUCCUCGAUGACUUGUCAUCCGUCACCGUCUGAAAACCAUGAAUCGAAAAAGAAGAAAUUUGCAGACAUGCUCUCUGCAAGGGGACAGCAGCAGCAGCAGCAGCAGCUUCAACAGCAACAACAACAGCAGUUGGCUCAGGCCCAAGCCCAAGCCCAGGCCCAGCUCCAACAAGAGCUCCAGCAGCAAGCUGCUCUCAUCCAGUCCCAGCUCUUCAACCCAGCACUUCUGCAGCACUUUCCCAUGACAACUGAUGCUCUUCACUCACUGCAGCAACAGCAGCUGCUAUUCCCUUUCUACAUCCCUGGAGCAGAAUUCCAACUGAACCCAGAGAUGAACCUCAACAGUUCUGCACUUGGCCUGUCAAGCUCCACUGCCAACUCUCUGUUGGAGGACCUGAAGAACUCUGCCCAGCAGGCUCAGGCUCAGAGCUGCCUGCAACAGCAGCUGAUGCACCACCACCUUCAGCAGCAGCACCAACAACAGCAGGCCCAAGCCCAUUCUCAGGCCCAGGGCCAGAUGGCUUUGCUGCAGCAGAGUGCCAAUCUCCUUCACCAGGCUGAGAAAAAGCAGAAGGCCGCUGCCGCCCACAAUGAGAAGCAAGAGAGAGAAAGGGAAAUACAAAGAGAAAAAGACCUAAGAGAGAAAAAUGAGGAACAUGUCACAAAAGACAGUUCUGACAACAAGUCAAACGAAAAAAAGGAGAUGCAACAGACUGCAAUGAACUCCAACCACGAUCCUGGCUUUCCUCCACCAAGGAUUGCAUCAGAUGCUCGUGGAAAUGCCACUAAAGCUCUUCUGGAGAACUUUGGGUUUGAGCUAGUGAUUCAAUACAAUGAAAACAAGCAGAAAGCUCAGAAGAAGCCAGCAGGGCCUGGACCAGCUGGAACAAGCACGCCUGGUGGGAUCACGAGAGUGGUGGACCCCAUCGAGGGAUUGGAGAAGCUGGAAUGUGAGGCCUGUGGAAAACUAUUUUCAAACAUACUGAUUCUGAAGAGUCAUCAGGAGCACAUCCAUCAGGCUUUCUUCCCAUUCCGCUCCCUGGAGAGAUUUGCCAAGGAAUACAGAGAGCAGUAUGACAAACUGUAUCCACUCAGACCCCAGACACCAGAGGCUGCUCCCCCUGCUCCUCCACCUCCUCCUCCUCCUCCUCCUCCACCUCCACCCCCUCCACAGAGAGCCCCAACACCAAAUAUUCCUGUCUCUGCUCCCUCCAUCACACCCCCAACUGUGUCUACCCCACAGCCUCCUGUUCAAAUGGCUCAAAUGUCCAUGCCAAUGGAUAUGCCCCUCUUCUCACCACUCAUGAUGCAGUCAAUGUCUCUACAGUCUAUGCCAUCUCAAAUGCAAUCCCAGAUGUCAUCUGUGGAGUCACAGUCACUGGCUAAUGAUCUGGCCCAGCUUUACCAACAGCAGCUUACACCAGCCAUGCUACAGCAGCAGCAGAAUAAGAGGCCCCGGACACGUAUCACUGAUGACCAGCUUAGGGUCCUUCGGCAGUACUUUGACAUCAACAACUCCCCCAAUGAGGAGCAGAUUAAAGAGAUGGCAGAUAAGUCAGGGCUGCCCCAGAAAGUCAUCAAACACUGGUUCCGCAACACCCUCUUCAAAGAGCGCCAGCGCAACAAAGACUCACCCUACAACUUCAACAACCCACCCAUUACCACUCUGGAGGAUACCAAAAUUGACUCUAAACCCCCUUCCCCUGAGCCUCAAAGACAGGAGUGUUAUGGGAGUAAAAGAUCCUCAAGAACAAGGUUUACAGACUACCAAUUGAGGGUGCUUCAAGACUUUUUUGAUGCUAACGCCUACCCCAAAGAUGAUGAAUUUGAACAGCUCUCCAACCUUCUGAGCCUCCCCACACGUGUCAUUGUGGUGUGGUUCCAAAAUGCUCGUCAGAAGGCACGCAAGAAUUAUGAAAACCAGGGGGAUGGAAGCAAAGAUGGUGAACGAAGAGAGCUGUCCAAUGACCGUUACAUUCGCACCACCAAUCUGAACUACCAGUGCAAGAAAUGCAGUCUGGUUUUCCAGCGUAUAUUUGACCUCAUAAAGCACCAAAAGAAGCUGUGUUACAAAGAUGAAGACGAUGACGGGCAAUACGACAGCCAAAACGAGGACUCUAUGGAUCUUUCUCAUGAAUACUACACUCCCUCUGGGUCUUCCUGUCACACCCCUAUGCCUUCCUCCUCAAGCCUCUGCCCUCUCCCUCCCUCCACCUCAGCUUUCUCCCACCUCUCAUCCUCUGAGAAGGAGGAAGCCUCACCAGCUAACACAUCAAACUCUUAUGAUGAGAAGCCCAAACAUUUGGCUGAAAUGUCCUCAGAUCCACGUGAGCACCAGACCACCAUCAAACAGGAGACUGUGCAUCAGCCCCAAUCUGAGACUCAACAUCAGAGAAGAGAAGCACGAGAUGAGAAGCCACAAACAGCCCCAAAGACAAACAAGCAUUCUUCUCCUUCCCUCUCUCAGCAGCAACGUGACUGUGGUCCCUCAGUCUCUCAGACAACCCAGGCUGAGAGAGCUUCUCAGAGCUCCCACAUGGGCCCCAACCCUCACAUGAGCUCUGCAUCACAGCAACAACUGGCACAGCAAAUGAUCCAAUACCAGUGUGAGCAGUGCAAGCUUGGCUUCCCAUCCUUUGAGCACUGGCAGGAGCACCAGCAACUCCACUUCCUCUCUGUGCAAAACCAAUUCAUCCACCCUCAGUUCUUGGACCGCCCAAUGGACAUGCCCUUCAUGUUGUUCGAUCCUAGCAAUCCCCUGUUGGCCAGUCAACUCCUCUCUGGGGCCAUGCCACAGAUCCCAAGCAGCUCUGCCACCUCUCCAUCAACACCCACCUCCACCAUGAACUCCCUGAAGAGGAAGUUGGAGGAGAAAGCAGGCACUAGCCCAGGAGAGAAUGACAGCACCAACAGUGGGGAGGAGCCACAAAGAGACAAGCGCCUCAGGACUACCAUCACACCUGAGCAGCUGGAGAUCCUCUAUCAGAAAUACCUAUUGGACUCAAACCCUACUCGAAAAAUGCUUGACCACAUUGCUCAUGAGGUGGGACUGAAGAAGAGGGUAGUGCAAGUUUGGUUCCAAAAUACCAGAGCCAGGGAAAGGAAGGGUCAGUUUCGGGCUGUAGGGCCUGCUCAAGCUCACCGGCGAUGCCCUUUUUGUCGUGCUCUCUUCAAGGCGAAAACUGCACUAGAGGCACAUAUCCGUUCCCGCCAUUGGCAUGAAGCCAAACGUGCUGGUUACAACCUAGCUCUCGCUGGCAUGUUCACUGAGGAAGGGAUGCAAAUGAAGAUGGAUCCUCUGGAUAUCUCCAGCUAUUCCCAGCUUGCACCUUCUAACAAUGAUGGACAAUGCUCCUCUCUGUCACCAGUGAGCAAAAACAUGGAGUUGUCUCCCAGGGCCCUUUUGAGCCCUUCAUCCAUUAAAGUUGAAGGAGGAAUGGAGGACUUUGAGAGUCCAUCUAUGUCCUCUGUCAACCUUAGCUUUGACCAGAACAAACUUGAUAAUGACGACUGUUCUUCAGUAAAUACGGCCAUCACAGAUACCACCACUGGUGAUGAGGCCAAUGCUGACAAUGACAGUGCUGAUCAAAAGCAUGGUCAAAAUAGUGGUGAUUACCUGUCUAAGUCUGUGGGUACAGCCCCCUCUCUUGAAAAUGACGACCAGAUGUCAUCAGGGCUGGUGAGCCCUGCGACAAGCUAUUAUGCUAGAGACUAUGAAAAUGAGAAUAUAAUCGACUACAGUGAGACCUCCAGUCUGGCUGAUCCCUGUUCACCAAGCCCCGGAGCUUCCGGCAGCAGGAGCAUCGACAGUGGAGACCGUCCUGGCCAAAAGCGCUUCCGAACUCAGAUGACUAACCUCCAGCUGAAGCUACUCAAGUCCUGCUUCAAUGACUACAGGACACCUACCAUGCUGGAGUGUGAGGUACUUGGCAAUGACAUCGGACUUCCAAAAAGGGUGGUUCAGGUGUGGUUCCAGAAUGCUCGCGCCAAGGAGAAAAAGGCUAAGCUCAGCAUGGCUAAGCACUUCGGGAUCAACCACACAUCCUACGAGGGGCCGAAGACGGAGUGCACUUUGUGCAGUGUCAAGUACAGUGCCCGUCUCUCUGUGCGAGAUCACAUCUUCUCUGCACAACACAUCACCAAGGUAAAGGACACCAUUGGGAGCCAACUGGACAAGGAGAAGGAGUACUUUGACCCAGCUACUGUUCGCCAGCUGAUGGCCCAGCAGGAGAUGGAUCGCAUCAAGAAAGCCAAUGAGGUCCUGGGACUGGCACAGCAGCAAGCCAUGCAGCAGCAGGGAAUCUUUGAUAGCCCCGCCCUGCAGGCCCUGAACCUUCAGUCUGCCUAUUCAAAUCUGCAAGGGAUGCCCCCUGGACUUCUGCCAGGUGUCGGAAGCACCUCCCUACCUGGCUUUAACUCAUCAAACUCAGCUUUAACUCCUCCCAAACCUCCAAACCUCCUGAACAUGCCUGGCGCCAGUGUUCCUUCACCCAGCCUCCCUAUGUCUGGAUUACCCAACAAGCCUCCCUCCUCCUCAUCCUUGGCAUCACCCAGCCCAGCACAGGCCAACACAUCUGUCGCCCACUCCAGCCCUACUUCACCUCCACCUCCACCACCACAACAACCCAGUCAGGCUCCCGCCCAACACCCCAAAGAGCGUAAUGCUGAGAGGUCAAGAGAGAAGGAGAAGCCCCACCACAAGGAGAAGACAGAGAAGCCCUCAACGCCAUCCUCCACUGGAGGCACCCCAGCCCCAUCCACCUCUGCUGCCAGCGCCAAGAAAGAAAAACAAGAUGCAGCUGUGCCCGCCACCUCCAUGCCCACGCCGGGUAUGGAGUAUGUGGUGGACCCUGCCCAGCUCCAGGCCCUGCAGGCUGCCUUGGCAUCGGACCCUACAGCUCUGCUGACUAGUCAGUUCCUGCCCUACUUCAUGCCUGGAUUUUCCCCGUAUUACGCCCCACAGAUACCUGGGACUCUCCAAGGCGGCUAUCUGCAGCCAAUGUACGGCAUGGAAAGCAUGUUCCCCUACAACCCAACAUUGUCCCAAGCGCUGAUGGGUCUGUCCCCAGGGUCCCUGCUUCAGCACUACCAGCAAUAUCAGCAGAGCCUGCAGGAGGCGCUACAGCAGCAGCAGCAGCAGCUUCAGCAGAUCCAGCAACCCAAAGCGAGCCAAACUCCAGUACCCCCUCAACCUUCGGGGGACCGCAAAGAAUCUGCCAAAGAUCCACCGAAAACAGAGGAGCAGAAAGGCAACCCCCACAGAGAGAUCUCUUCCUCCUUCUCCUCUCACAAUAACCUACCCUCCAAGCAGAACGAGAUGGAUGGCAAAGUCGCAGACCCCCUUCUAGACCAAUACAUCGUCCCCAAGGUGCAGUACAGGCUGGCGUGUCGCAAAUGUCAAGCAGUCUUCAGCAAGGAAGAAGCGGCCGUCAAUCACCUGAAGUCUAUCUGCUUUUUCGGUCAGUCUGUGGCAAACUUGCAAGAGGUGUUGUUGCGUGUCCCCAUUGGCGCAGGUGCAAGGGUGGGCAGCCUCUACGACUGCCUGGCCUGCGACACCACGUUGGAUGGGGACAAAGCGCUUAGUCAACACCUGGAUUCGGCUUUGCACAAACACAGAACAAUCAAGCGAUCAGCCAGAAAUGCCAAAGAGCACGCUACUAGUUUAUUACCUCACUCUUCAGCCUGCUUCCCCGAACCUAACACCGCAUCUACCUCGCAGUCUGCCACUCAUCUCAUCAGCACCCCCCCUCCCCCGCCAACGACAUCAGCCACCAUGCCGUCCUCCUCUGUCUCUUCAUCCUUGUGCUCCUCCUCUGCCACCCCACUCAACACCACAGCUGCCGGCAAACCCUGGCCCCAGGCCCCUUUCUCCAGAGCUUUAGCUGGGAAGCCCAAUGCCACUCCUUCUUCUUCUUCUUUUCCUCCAGUAUCCUCACCUUCAACGGUUACCUCAAGUUCAUUGAGCACCUCAGGAGUUCAGACCUCGAUACCAACAGACGUCUUUACCGACGAGUCUGACUCUGACAGCAGUCAGAAGUCAGCAGACAGGCUGGGCAGGACGGCAGAGGUGCCGCAACAGCCCGGCUGUCUCAAAGACAGUAGUAGUUGUAGUAGUAAUCUUGCUAGUGUAGGAACGGACUCCAUCAGAUUGUAAAAGAGCUUUCAGUGAUGGACAAUAUUUAAAAAACGCAAAAGACAAAAAAAAAACACAAAUGGGAAAAACAAACAAAAAAGCAGCGAUGUUAAAAUACGUUUAAAAGUAUACAAAACAAUUUCAGAAAAAGAUGUGUAAAGACUAACUGCAAUUCCAAAGCUUGUAACCAAAAAUUUAAAUGUUAGUGGAUUGUUUUCCCAUAUCAACAUGCUGGUUUUCAUUUCUUUCAACUUAAAUAUAUACAUUUAUAUGUAUAAGAAUAGAAAGAUCACUGCAGUUAAGUUUUGGGUAAUGAUAGAGGAAUGCUGGACUGCCUCAAAGUUGUUAAAUGGCCCAAGAACCCUUUUGACAAAGUCAACAAGCUGUCCCUUGUUUGUGUAAUUAUUUCCACUUAAUAGCACAGUCACAAAAAGCCAGUAUGUACUGUAUGGGAGAAUAGUCUAACACUUUUCUGCUAUCAAAGCAUUCAAAUACCAAUGGCUUGCAAAAGUAAAAAGAAUAAUGUAAUGUCUAUUUUAUUCUCAGGUCAACAGCUCACAGACGUUUUUCUGUUACAGAAAUUCAUUGUUUUACACCUUUCGUUCCAAACAGGAGAAACAUUAUUAUUCUUUUUUUUUUUUCCAGAAAUUGAUUUUAAUGACAGAAAGUUUUAAAAUGAGUGAAAAUAUCAUAAAGGCAUAGCUUUCUGGGCAUUUAAAAUGGUAGCUGAUCUGCUGAUUUUAAACAUUUGAAAUACUCUUAAAGGGGGAAAUUUGCAAUCUGGAGAGCAUUGGAGACAUGUUGAUGGGGGAUAAAAAAAAGAUUUUUUUGAUAAAAAAAACUUUCUGUAUUUAUGAUAGAUAUGAACAUUUUUGGUGUUAAGUAGAUUGUUGCAUUGGAAAUGAAUUUAAACAGUAUGGUAGAUUGAAAAAAAACUUUGUACAUUUAGCUUUUGUAUCGUCCAACUUUAAGGCGCUUCAUUUGAUGUUGUCUUGGUCAUUCCGAUAGACUAGAUUAUGGAGCAGUAACUUACCUGAACUUUAUUUCUGUCUUAUUCUCGGCUUCUUGGCUAACGUUCACCCAACUGCCACUCUCCCACUAGGCAGGAUCCUCUCUUUCAAAAUGGUUUUUCUCUCUGUUUUGGUUGGUAUGGUUCUAACCAAAAAAGAAAAAAAGACCUGGGGUGAAAUGUUAAACAAUAUUUACUUCUAUUUCUGUUACCUUUGUGCACUUAACACUGUCUGACUCAUAAUUCUCACUUUACUUGUUCCUCUCUCUCCUCACUUUGUUUUUCUCGUCCCCUGCAUCUGUAGAUAUGAAGAUAGUUACUCCUCCUCGUGCACUACGAAGCAGGCCUUUUGUUCUUCAUGUAGUGUGGCUACAGUAUUGUUUUGGCUUUAUUUUAAUUUAGACUUUACGUUGUUGUUGUCAUAGAUGAAGAAAAUGAAAAAAUAAUAAUAAUAAUAAUUUCCACGCUUUAAAACAAAAAGAAAAUCCAAAGACUAAACACUUUCACCAUUGGUGCAUAAAGAUGAGAAAAGAGGCUUCUUUAUACUUGAGAAUUUGUUGCUGUUUUUAGAGGAAAGAAAACAAAGUUUUAAAAUAAAUGAGUACGCAUCAGAGUUGCCGUUUUUGCUUCUUUGCAAGCAGACAGGUGGCUUUUUUACGUAAAAUACCAAGAAUACCAAAAACCAAAAAAGGAACCUUGUCCUUGCAUUGUGGAGUAGCAGUGUUACAGAGCCAUUGCAGUUGUAAGAUAGAGGUUAUAAGUCUUCGUUUGAACUUUUCUGUUACUCACAAAAAGUUUUUUUUAUUUUUUAAGAAAAUGUACAAGGUCUGGUCUUCAAGGACAUACGUUUUGCUGCUAAUGUAGAAUUUGAAAAAAGAACACCUAGCUAGAUGCAUGCUCAUUUUGCUUUUUGGCUAAGCUUUAACUAAAACAACAAUAAACCAUUUUCUUGCCUCUGCGACAUCUUUUUUUUUUCUUCUUGCAAAAACGGAACUUUGAAGACUGUGAAUAUAUGUUCCAAAGGACAUUUUUGCCGAUUUUCUUUUUGAACAGACCAAUGUUUAAAGCCAAUGAUAUAUAACAUUAGUAAAGAACAGUGCAUUCCAAAUAUCACAUUAACGUUUUUUGUUUUGUUUUCUUAAAGCAAGGACUGAUUUCAUUUUAAUAAUUUGAAUUAUUAUUAUAUAUUUUUCUCAUUUCUAAGGUGACUGUAAGCUGUUGUGUAAAGUUACAUUCUGUUUGCUAAACAAAAUUACCUAGAUCUGUCAUUUUGUGUCUGGCAUUGAAAGUUGAUAAGAACCCCUCCUUCCAGUUAAAUUUGUUACUCACUUGAUCAGCAAGUAAUAGUGGUUACCAAUACAUGUAUAUGAUACAUCUGGUACUGAUGCGUCUCCUAGGUUACAUCAUCAUGCCUCUCAACUUACAAGUCUCAGAAGGAAAUAAUGGCUGUUUUGAUAAGUCUGGAGUGCUGGCCCAACUUUCUGGCACAUCCAGUUGUGACUUGGCCCAGGUGUCUGCAGGGCUUUAAACCAUUUUCACGCACCAUGUUGAUUACAGGUUUCUAAGGGACGUCUUCAUUCCAAAGCGUUAUAAGUCUGGUAAAAACAGGAGUUUUUUUGAAGAUGUCCCUUGUGUUCAGAUACUGCAGUUAAGAGGUAUGUCAUGCCUUCAUGUCCAAAGAGCUCACUCGCUCCAUCUUAUUGCAGUGGAAAUGGAUGUGCUUAAUUAUCCACACUCUCUCAUAGAUGAACAACUUUUAUUUAAUUCCUUUACACCAAAACCAAGGCAUAUUUAAAUUUGUGAAUAACUGGUUUUCGGCCACUAGUGUAUAGCAAGUGUAUUUGCCAUAAUUCAUACAAAGCUGCAAUCUAGGAAGUGUGUUAAAAGUGUUACGUCUUGCAGAGCAAUGUGAUUUGGUGUUAAUACUUCCUUACGCAUGCUGUUGAAAUUGGGUUGAUUUGGUCUGCAAGCUUGCCACUCCUCUAAUCAUGUUCUCUAGAAUAUUGUUCAUAUGAUUCUUUUUGAGAAUUCUAAUGUUGUACAGUUUAUUCUUGAAUGCGUUUGCUUUAUUUUGGUUUUCAGAUGUCAGACAUGUACUAUUAUUUUCUUAUAACUAUUUUAUGUUAUUUUAGUUUCUGUAUAUUACUUUUCCUCAUAUAAAUUAACACUAGCUUUAAUUUCAAUUGCUGAAUUUAAAAAAAAAAAAAUUAUUCUAUGACCUGGCCACUUUAUGGUGUAAUAAUGUUCUUAUAUUUGUUUGUCUUUUUGACACUGUUUGAUCUCUUAUUUCCAAAGUGUAAUCUUUGUUUUGGGCUCUUUCGUGGAAGACGGUCAUGGUCUUCUUCACAACAGAUUCAGCCAGCAUGGACUGUGUGUGUGAGUUUGUAUGUGUGCGUAUGAGUGUGUUUCAUAAGAGCCAGCAUCAGUUUUGAGUUUUUAUACAUUUUAUUUUAUACUGUACUUUUAUUUACGCACCAAAACGUACUGAACCGAAAGCUGGAUUAUGAAUAAAGUGGUGAAGUUUUAGAAAAUUUGAAUUUUAAAGGUAACAAUAAUCAAAAAGAGGAGAAAGACGAUACCGAAGCACUGAGCAGUUUUUAUUUUGAUUGAAUAUAUGAAUGUGGCCAAAGCUUUAUGCAGUUAAAAACAAAAAUAAAAAUUACAAUUUGUGCCCCAGAUAAGUGUAUAUUUUAUUGUGGCACAAAACAAUAGAUAACUGAGAUCCUUUCACUCACAUUGGAAUACUUGAUUUUCAUGGACAAUUACAAAGAAAUAAAAAGACAAGGUUUUGCUGUAGAGGUCAUCUUUUGCCCACUGUGAAAAUGAACAUGUAUACAGAUAUAGAUAUAUUUAAAACAAGACAUCAACUUUUUUGUUUGAAAUGAUAAAGAAGGAAUGAAAAGAAGAAAUGAACUCUGGGAAACUUUGGAGAUCUUGCUGAGAGGACAGGGGAGGCUGUGGGCACACCAAAACUGGGCAUGGGAGCCAAAGGCAGGGUCAAGGCGGCUUUAAUAUCACAACCAUAUUUGCUUACAUCUCUGAGAUGGGAAUGGACUCUGGAACCAGUGGACAUGUGACACAGAGAGGAAAGACAUUAGAUAAAGAAGCUGAACUAUAGUGGCUCCAGCUGCUUCCUGGCUCUGUCUGUCUCUCUCUCUUCUCCAGCUCGGCCUCGUCUUCUGCUCUUUUACGGACAUGUUUCCGCACUUCUGGACGGGAUGGACAGAGAUGCUCGCUUCAUUUCUCCCGGUUCAUGUUGUUGCUACCUGUUUCAUUUCCUCCUGCUUGUCUCGCUGAUGGACAAGUAUAAGCUCUCCAGUCAGAUGGCGGCUCGCCCCUCUCUCUGUUCAUCACACCAACCAAAAAGAGAAAUGAGCCAGAGAGAAAGGGGAAGGGUUUUCUAGGCUGUCAUUCCUAAAGAGGCAGAUACACACAAAAAAAGCGAAUCAACCAAAAUUAACAACCAAACUAACAAACAACCAAACAAAACCGUUUGCUCCAACUUCAAAGAUGAACUGUUACUUGGAGCUCUCUCUGUUCCUUUUGUGACUCCUGGUGCCACAAUGUUUUUUUUAAUGCAUUUUCUUUUUCUUUUUGUUUCCUUGAAUUAUUCCUCCUCCGAGCCUCACAAGCAUGGCUCCGUGGCUCCAGGCAGCCCACUGAGGGUAGAAAAAACAGCCUUGCAAUGUACAAAAAAGAGCAAGUUAAACCAAAAAUGUUGUUCUUGAUGUCUUUUCUAUACUGUAGUCUUGUUAGCUUUUUUGUUACUGUAAUUAUAUGAUGAAGAUUUCCAAACUGUACCAAAUGACAUGGAAACUAACAUACAUAAAACCACAUGGAACUUCAGACUUUUAAAGAAACUUUUGUCACAAAAACCUUGUUGUCCUAGUUAAGUUGAUUGUAGAUGGUAAUUGAAUAUACUCCUUUGAAAAUAUUUCAUCAAGUAUGUUUCUUGCUCAUUGUGAUACAUUAAAAAAGGAUGAGCAUAAAAUGCA